AUUUCCUUAAAAAAGAAAUACUAUUUACUUGAAGCAAUUUAAAUACUAACCAAAAAAACAAACAAUUACAAGUCAAAAGAGGCACGGAGUAAGUAAUCUGAUUAAAAAAAUAAAAAAAUUAAAAUUCACCCCCAAAUCAAAUCACCCUCCAACAAUCCCCAAAAACAAAUUCAAGGCAUAUUUCAAUAAAUUUCUCAUUAUUACCCUAUUAUCUGUAAUCAGAGGAAUCUCAUCUCCAAACACUUGUAAUGAAGUUGAAUAAAUCAGCAUGGAUUGAUUGCGCCCUGCUUUUUUAGCAAAAAAAGCAGAAUUCAUUGCAAUGUUUUUGCCGCUAUAAAACAACAAUACCUCACUGUUAUUUUAUUUUUAUUUUUAUUGCUAUCUGUCUGCAUCUGUUUCACUACACGUAAGAGUUUUGCAGUGUGUGUAUAAAGGACGAGGUGCGGCGCCCUUCUCUCGGUUUUAUCAACGGUUGCGGUGGCAGACGGCGGCUCCGGUCACUCUCUCAUACUCGCGGAAUUCCAAGAGACUCAGGGGCAGUCAAUUGGCUCGGUGGGUGUGAGAUUCAAUUGGAGAGGUUAGGGUUAGUGUUUGAUGUGGAGGAGGAUUGGAAGUUGAAACCCUAGGGUUCAGGUGAUGGAUGAGGAGAAGAAGAAAAUGGGUUUGAAAAGAAAGUCUAAACCUGUGGAAAUAGCUGUUGAUUCAGAUGACGACGAGCUUAUUGGGACACUUUUAAAGAUGAAAAGCAAAAGAAAUUCCAAGAAAAGUAAGUUGGUUGCGGAUCGUGGCGGAAACAAGGUUAAAGGGUCUGAGGAUGAAGAAUUAGGUGGGAUGGAUGACACAUUGGCAAUUUUUAGGAAGAAAUUGAGGGGUCCAAAAAAGGAUGGUGGAUCUGCAAUAGAGGCUGCGAAAGAAUCGAGCACAAGUAUAAAGGAGCCAUCUCACAACGAGUCUGUGAAGGAUCAGGAGUUAGAUCCAAAUUUAAUUUCUGUAGGUGGAUCAUCUGGGAAAUCAACAGUCAUGGAGGGUUUAAAAGCGAAGGGUAAAAUGAAAAAUAAGAGAUCCAGGGUCGAUAUAGAUAUAAAGAUGAUUGGGAACUCUGUCGAUUGCAGUAGAUCUGGAAAUAAUGAACUGCAGCAUAAAAAAGAAGGUAAUGCAGAGUCUGAGGGUGAAGCUUUUGAGGAUUCCUUGUCUGCCUUUUAUCAGAAGGUGCAGUCAGGGAUGAUUUGGAAAUCUCAUGGUUCUUCGAGAUUGAAGCAGGGAAAGGGAACUCAAGUGUCCGAUGAUGGGCCAAAGCAGAAUUCAGGUGCUGACUCCGAGGGUCCUGAUGGGAAAUCUCCGCCCGCUUCAAAACUGGUCAAGAAAUUACUUGUGACUGAUGACAAUAGGGUUGUAGUUCCUGCUGGGCAGGAUUCCAUAAAGUCAACCUCGAAUUGUCGGAGUGUUGAUGAUAGUUUACCAGAAGGCGGAAAUCGGACCGUGGGGAAUCCAACUGACUCAGACCAAGGGCUUUCUUCUGGUAUACCAGAUAUGAAUCACAUAUGGAGAUCCAACGAGGACUUAGGUGAUUUAUCUAGAGAAGUAGGAGUAGAAGAUGGUAAAAUUAACUCUGAAGCCAUUGGGGAUGAACCAAGUCCGACUAAUGAUAUCAUCGACAUAAACAAUGAGGUACUCAAUUAUGUGGAAGCAAAGGAUUCGGUGGUGUCAACAUCCUUGUGCGAAGGCAUAGCAAAAAAUAGUGCUGACGUGAAAAUAGAUAGCGGGCUCGAUACUGCCUUGGAUUCAAAAAGUUGCAGCCAAGUUCAGCUCCAUUCAUCACUAUCUGCAUUUCCUAGGUUGCAGAAGGAACAUCCAUCCGGAGAUCCUGCACCACCAUGUUCUUCACAAGAGGCAGAUGACAGGGUAUGCGAGUGUAGCUCACCAGUAAAAGUUGUUAGUGAAUCGGAACGUGUAUUCCCUGAAGGUCAAUGCCCAAAAAACUACAAUCCUUCUGAGGAUGAAGAGGCUAAUGGAAGCUGUGCAGAAGAAAUAGGAUCUAUAGCUGGUCCUGAAAGUAAAGAAAAUAGUCUUACAGUUGGCCAGCGAGCUGCACGUAAUGCCAAAAAGCACAGGCACGGGGACAUGGCUUAUGAGGGUGAUGUUGAUUGGGAAGUUCUGAUGCAAGGCCAAGAAUUUUUCGUAAGCAACCAGAAUGUGGAUAGAACAAGAGAGAAACUCAAUUCAUCACCUACUGCUUUGGAUGCUGAAAAUGGAAAAGUAGCAGCUGUAGCGGCAGGACUAAAAGCUCGUGCAGCUGGUCCCCUUGAAAAAAUCAAGUUCAAGGAAGUGUUGAAGCGCAAAGGUGGACUACAAGAAUAUUUGGAGUGCAGGAACAACAUUUUGAGGGUAUGGAACAAAGAUGUCAGACGCAUGUUAUCGCUCGCUGACUUUGGAGUGUCUGGCGCUCCUUCGAUGGGUGAAAGCCCACGCACUUCUCUCCUUAGAGAUAUCUUUACCUUUCUUAACCAUUGUGGUUAUAUAAAUUUUGGAGUGCCUUUAGAAAAAGAGAAGGUAGAAAACUUCAUCAAGCACGACUUGAAACUUUUUACAGAGACGAAGUUUGAAGAAACUUCUGGACUUCCUGGUGCCGAUUCAGAUGAUCCAGGGAAGCAAAAGAUUUCAAAGACUUCCAUCAAGGAAAACAAUGAUGGUGCAUUUGCUGAUGGAAACCUGGAAGGGAAAACUAUAACAGGACAUGAACUUCUCAAUCUCGAGGCUUUAGAUUCAUCUGCCCUUUGUGUCCCUGAAGGAUGCCUUCCUGAUGAUGGUCAAGGAGUCCAUUCUCUCGACACUAUACCUCUCAAAGAAACUGUUAGUUCAGAUUGUUUGGUUUCAAUUCCUUCCUGCGAAGAUGUAAAUGGCAAAACAGUUCCUGCUGUCGAUCCAGAUGUACUUCCUUCCGAUGAAGCAGUGUGUGCUAUACCCACAACGCUCCCCAAAGGCAGCUCUGAUAUUCUGUCGGAGUCCAUGGACUGUGCAUAUACUCCUACACUAUAUGAUUCUGGACCAAGAAGGAACAUAAUAGUUGUAGGAGCUGGUCCUGCUGGUUUGACUGCUGCUCGCCAUUUGCAACGCCAAGGUUUCAAUGUUAUAGUGCUUGAGGCUAGGAGCAGAAUAGGAGGUCGUGUUUUUACUGAUCGAUCAUCUUUAAGUGUUCCCGUAGAUCUUGGAGCUAGCAUCAUCACUGGUGUGGAGGCAGAUGUGGCCACUGAAAGAAGACCUGAUCCUUCGUCGUUGAUUUGUGCUCAGUUGGGACUCGAGUUGACUGUAUUGAACAGUGACUGUCCGCUAUAUGAUACUGUGACUGGUCAGAAAGUCCCUGCAGAUCUGGAUGAAGCAUUGGAAUCAGAAUAUAAUAGCCUACUUGAUGACAUGGAACUGCUAGUUGUUGAGAAGGGGGAACGUGCCAUGAAAAUGUCUCUUGAAGAAGGUUUAGAAUACGGUCUUAGAAGGCGGCGUAUGGCCAAUUCUCCGCUACAUGACAUGGAAAUAAUAUCCGGUAAAUCUGAAGACACUCCUGUUGCUGUUGAAAGGUCUUCCAUGGAUGAUGAAACCUCCAAAGAUCAGGUUUCUAAAUCAGAGGGCCUGAGUCCUCUUGAAAGGAGAGUCAUGGAUUGGCAUUUCGCCCACUUAGAGUAUGGUUGUGCGGCGUUGCUGCAAGAAGUCUCACUACCAAACUGGAAUCAGGAUGACGUAUACGGAGGAUUUGGUGGAGCUCAUUGUAUGAUUAAAGGAGGUUACAGUGCUGUUGUUGAAUCUCUUGGAGAAGGAAUCUGCGUUCACUUCGACCAUGUCGUCACAGAUAUUUCAUAUUGCACAAAUGAUUGUGAGGCAGACAGUAAACUGCAUAACAAGGUUAAAGUUUCAAUAUCAAACGGCAAGGAGUUCUCAGGAGAUGCAGUCCUGGUCACAGUGCCACUUGGGUGCCUGAAAGCGGAGAGUAUCAAAUUUUCACCACCAUUGCCCGAAUGGAAAUAUUCAUCCAUCAAGAGGCUUGGGUUUGGCGUUCUAAAUAAGUUAGUCCUGGAAUUUUCUGAAGUAUUUUGGGAUGAAACCAUUGAUUAUUUUGGUGCUACUGCUGAAGAUAGAGAUCAGCGGGGCCGGUGCUUUAUGUUCUGGAAUGUCAAGAAAACAGUUGGGGCGCCUGUUCUUAUCGCCUUGGUUGUUGGUAAGGCUGCAAUAGAUGGCCAAAGUAUUAGCUCUUCAGAUCAUGUGAGUCAUGCAUUGCUUAUUCUCCGGAAACUAUUUGGGGAAGAGAAGGUUUCUGAUCCCGUUGCAUCUUUAGUGACCGACUGGGGAAACGACCCUUAUAGUUAUGGUGCUUACUCAUAUGUUGCCGUGGGGUCGUCUGGAGAAGAUUAUGAUAUUCUGGGAAGGCCUGUAGAUAACUGUUUAUUUUUUGCUGGUGAAGCGACAUGCAAGGAGCAUCCUGACACUGUUGGUGGUGCAAUGAUGAGUGGGCUUCGAGAGGCCGUACGCAUUAUUGAUAUAUUCAAUACAGGAACUGAUUACACCGCAGAAGUGGAGGCCAUGGAGGCUGCAAAAAGACAUUUGGAUAUUGAAAGGAGUGAAGUAAAGGAUAUUAUCAGGAGACUUGAUGCUGUAGACUUCUCAAAAAUUUUGUACAAGAAGUCUUUGGAUGGGUCCCAGAUUUCCAGUUGGGGCUCGAUGCUAAAGGAUAUGUUUUUCACUGCAAAAACCACAGCUGGGAGAUUGCAUCUAGCUAAAGAGUUGCUAAACCUUCCUGUUGGAGUUUUGAAAACCAUUGCUAGCACUAAAGAAGGGCUCAGCACCCUUAACUCAUGGAUUCUGGAUUCCAUGGGGAAGGAUGGAACCCAGCUCUUGCGCCAUUGCGUCCGACUACUUGUACUUGUUUCAAAUGAUUUACUUGCAGUUCGUUUAUCAGGUGUUGGAAAAACGGUAAAGGAGAAAGUCUGUGUACAUACCAGUCGUGAUAUACGAGCGAUAGCUAGCCAGCUUGUGAGCGUUUGGGUUGAACUUUUUCGCAAGGAAAAGGCUUCUAAAAGGGGACUUAAACUUCUUAGGCAGUCAGCUUCUCUGGAUUUGAAGAGCAAAUCGCCACCAGUUUUUGCAAAACCACCACUGCGCACUAAGAAAGUGGUUGAGGAGCCUGUUGAAUCGGUAAAUGCCAUGGAGGAGGACAAUCGUGAAAUUCCCAUGUCUGAAGAAGAAAAGGCUGCCUUCGCUGCUGCAGAAGCAGCCCGUGCUGCGGCCAUUGCUGCUGCCAAGGCAUAUGCUUCUUCUGGUGCCAUCCGUAAUUCAUCACUGCAGCCUCCCAAGAUUCUCUCAUUUCACAAAUUUGCCAUGCGUGAACAGUAUGCCCAUAUGGAUGAGCCUGACAUUAGAAAAAACUGGUCUGGCGCUGCACUAGGAAGGCAAGAUUGUUUGUCUGAAAUUGAUUCCAGAAACUGCAGGGUGAGAGAUUGGUCAGUUGAUUUCUCAGCCACUGGUGUCAACCUGGAGAGUUCAAAAAUGUCGAUUGAUAAUCGUUCACAGCGGAGUCAUUCUAAUGAGAUUGCUAAUCAGUUGAACAUCAGAGAGCAUUCUGGAGAAAGUGUAGCUGUAGAUAGCAGUUUAUUGACAAAAGCAUGGGUUGAUAGUGCUGGUAGCAUAGGGAUAAAAGAUUACAAUGCUAUUGAAAGAUGGCAAUGUCAAGCAGCAGCUGCUAGUUCGGGCUUCUCUCAUGGGACAAUGCACUUAACAGAUGAGGAGGAUUCAAACAUGAGUUCACAAUCGCGCAAGUGGAAACACGAGGCACCAGCUAAUGAGAGCUCUGCCUCACAAGUGACAACAAAUAAAGAAACAAAAGGCAAUCAACUUAGAGGAACAGAGCAUAUUAAACAGUCAGUUGUGGAUUAUGUGGCUUCAUUACUCAUGCCUCUUUAUAAAGCAAGGAAAAUUGAUAGGGAAGGUUACAAGUCAAUAAUGAAGAAAACUGCUACCAAGGUAAUGGAGCAAACAACCGAUUCCGAGAAAUCAAUGGCUGUUUUUGAGUUUCUUGAUUACAAACGCAAGAACAAGAUUCGAGCAUUUGUAGACAUGCUGAUUGAGAGGCAUAUGGCAACGAAGACCAAUGCCAAAUCAGGAUCUUCUGGAAAGGAUUAACUGGUGCUCCUGUACACAAGAUUGAAAGGGUUGACUUGUUAAAUUAUGGUCCAAUUAACUUAAGAUUUCUGAUCACUCCAAAGUCUGUGGUGAAUCCUACUUCUUUACUUCAAAAGUUGGGAGUAGCUAUCAUUCUCAGUGCAGAUAUGACUAUAUCAUGACAACUUAGCAAAUGGCUCAAAGUUUGGACAUGCUUGCCAUGCAGAUCUAUUUAUUUUCCGCCCUCCAUUUGCCAAAUAGUCCUGUUAAUAUGGGCUGCUUUUUGAAAUUUGUUCCUUAAAAUUAAAACUUGUAUCUUUAGGGUAGAAAGAGCCGAUCCCUAACUUUUUUCUCCCAGACUCAGAAGAGAAAUGAUUUUCUGAACUUUUUGAAUUGUUGUACAGUUUAGAAUUGUUUCUUGGAAACAAAUAUACAGGAUUCUCCUUACUAGCA
Molecule: messenger RNA, 6597 nt
Organism: Erythranthe guttata (spotted monkey flower)
Lineage: Eukaryota; Viridiplantae; Streptophyta; Magnoliopsida; Lamiales; Phrymaceae
Gene: LDL3
Product: LSD1-like 3
Molecular function (GO): oxidoreductase activity; protein binding
Source: RefSeq, a predicted model, not a curated record